AAGAACUCUGGCCUCGGAACCCGCUGCCCGCCGCGCAUCUCCCAACAAACACUAACAUCCCUAAAGGGCAUCCGAGCCGGGGCUCUGCUGGGAAAUCAUCCUGGCCCAACUCGAUCUUCUGAGCUCUCGGGGAUUACUGCAUCUUUCUUCGUAGCGCAGAGACGUGAGCCUGGAAAAGGAAGGAGAGGGCGAGAACACCUCCCACCCAAAUAAAUAAAUAAAUAAAUAAACUGGCUUCUCGCCGCAGCUGGAAACGGUCGAUUGAGCCCAGGUUGGGUCGGACCUGAACCCCUAAAAGCGGAACCGCCUCCCGCCCUCUAGCCAGCAGCCCGCUCGGAGCUGAGUCGCCGGCGGAGGUAGCGGCGGACGGACCGGGGAGUUUCCUCUCGCAUUGGAUGGAGCUGAACUUUGGGCGGCCAGAGCAGCGCGGCCGUCCGGGAAUCGCUGCGUGCUGAGUUCCCUCGGCGAGACCCAGCGGCAGCUCUGGAUUUUCGGGGGGGCGGGGACCAGCUGCGCGCCGGCACCAUGUUCUUGGCGACCCUGUACUUCGUACUGCCGCUUCUGGACGUGCUCCUGUCGGCCGAGGUCAGCGGCGGGGACCGCCUGGACUGCGUGAAAGCCAGCGAUCAGUGCUUGAAAGAGCAGAGCUGCAGCACCAAGUACCGCACGCUCAGGCAGUGCGUGGCGGGCAAGGAGACCAACUUCAGCUUGACAUCGGGCCUGGAGGCCAAGGACGAGUGCCGCAGCGCCAUGGAGGCCCUCAAACAGAAGUCGCUUUAUAACUGCCGCUGCAAGCGGGGUAUGAAGAAGGAGAAGAACUGUCUGCGCAUCUACUGGAGCAUGUACCAGAGCCUGCAGGGAAAUGAUCUGCUUGAAGAUUCCCCGUAUGAACCAGUUAACAGCAGAUUGUCUGAUAUAUUCCGGGUAGUCCCAUUCAUACCAGAUGUUUUCCAGCAAGUGGAGCACAUCCCGAAAGGGAACAACUGCCUGGACGCCGCCAAGGCCUGCAACCUAGACGACACCUGUAAGAAGUACAGGUCCGCGUACAUCACGCCGUGCACCACCAGCAUGUCCAACGAUGUCUGCAACCGGCGCAAGUGCCACAAGGCCCUCCGGCAGUUCUUCGACAAGGUCCCGGCCAAGCAUAGCUACGGGAUGCUCUUCUGCUCCUGCCGGGACAUCGCCUGCACCGAGCGGAGACGGCAGACCAUCGUGCCGGUGUGCUCCUACGAGGAGAGGGAGAAGCCCAACUGCUUGAAUUUGCAGGACUCCUGCAAGACGAAUUACAUCUGCAGAUCUCGCCUGGUGGAUUUUUUUACCAACUGCCAUCCGGAGUCAAGGUCUGUCAGUAGCUGCCUGAAGGAAAACUACGCUGACUGCCUCCUCGCCUACUCGGGGCUUAUUGGUACAGUCAUGACCCCCAACUACAUAGACUCCAGUAGCCUCAGCGUGGCCCCCUGGUGUGACUGCAACAACAGUGGAAACGACCUGGAGGAGUGCUUGAAAUUUCUGAAUUUCUUCAAGGACAACACAUGUCUUAAAAAUGCAAUUCAAGCCUUUGGCAAUGGCUCAGAUGUGACCGUGUGGCAGCCAGCCCUCCCAGUUCAGACCACCACUGCCACCACCACCACAGCCUUCCGGGUCAAGAACAAGCCCCUGGGGCCAGCAGGCUCUGAGAAUGAAAUCCCCACUCAUGUUUUACCACCUUGUGCAAAUUUACAGGCACAGAAGCUGAAAUCCAAUAUGUCGGGAAGUCCACACCUCUGUCUUUCUGAUCGUGAUUACGAAAAGGAUGGUCUUGCUGGGGCUUCCAGCCACAUAACCACAAAAUCAGUGGCUGCCUCUCCAAGCUGCAGUCUGAGCCCACUGCUGGUCCUGGUGGUAACUGCCCUGUCCACCCUGUUAUCUUUAUCUUUGGCUGACACAUCGUAGCUGCAUUUAAAAAACAAUAUGGACAUGUAAAAAGACAAAACCCAAGUUAUCUGUUUCCUGUCCUCUUGUAUAUCUGAAAUUCCAGUUUUAGGGACUCAGUUGAGACACUGCUAAAACAGUUUCAUCCAACUGGAACUUUUUUCUUUCUUUUUUUUUUUUUUUUCUAAGAAAGCUUCUUGUGAUCCUUAGGGCUUAUAUGGGAUCCCCGAUACAGUGCUACAUUCCAAACUCAGAAGGCUUUGGGGCAUGCUGUAUUGUAAGGGGACAGUUUGUUGAUUUGGCUGUAAAGCAAACUGGGGCCAUGUUUUUCAAGAGGACGAUGAGGAUGGUGAUUUUAACAAUUUAACUCUGGCCUUCACUAGCUAGAGAAGGAGUUGGUAUUUCUAAAGAAUCUUCCAUAUCUCAUGUAAUAGGUUUUAUUUCUGAUGACAUGACUGCAGCGGUACAUGGAUGCCAGGUUUUUUUGGUCACAAAGUGAAGAUCCUCAUCAAGACAAUUUGAUGGACUUUGUGCAAACAGGCUUGUACCAAUGUUCACUUUUCUAUAUGUACUAGUAUUUUCCGUGCUAAGUUUAUGUACUGUAAACAGUUCUUCACUCUCCUACAAAAACAAAAAAUACCUGUCACAUCCCAGUGUCGUGUCUGUCUUCUAGUCAAAAUAGAGAGAGUGGCCAUGAGACUUCACAGAACCUUGACCACUGAGACAUUUUCCUAAGCCUUACCUGAGUGAGAAGCCCUUAAACUAACAAGGGUCAAAUAUAGCUGAAGCAUCAUUCC
Delphinapterus leucas (beluga whale) is the source of this 2708-nucleotide messenger RNA. Lineage: Eukaryota; Metazoa; Chordata; Mammalia; Artiodactyla; Monodontidae. The record is from RefSeq and is a predicted model, not a curated record.